AUGGUGGAUUCCACCAGUGUGCUUAUUAACACGUUGAACGCCAGACCAAAAACCAUGUUUAGUCCAGUGGGCCGCGACGGACACCAUAUCAUGUUCCGCGGCGGCGUGGUGGGCGAGCUGGACGCGCGACGCGACGCCGCGCUCGCCCGCGUGCUCGUGCGUCUCCAGGCGCGAGCGCGCGGCCUGCUCGCCCGCCGUCGCGCCCAGAGACUACGCACGCAGCACACUGCAGCAAGGUGUGUGCAACGCAAUGUGCGCGCCUUCCUCGCGGUGCGCGAUUGGCCGUGGUGGCGGCUGCUGGUGCGCGUCACACCACUGCUCGCUGUACACCGCACAGAGCACCGGCUUAAACAAGCACAGGAUGAGUUGGAGACGCUACGCGCAAAACUGGAAAAAGUUGAAACCGAACGAACGCACUAUAAGAACGAGACCGAAAAGUUUGAAAAUAAGCUAUCAGAAGUGGGCGGUGAACUAGCGGAGGAAAGGGCUGCAGCUGCACUAGCAUCGGAGAGAGCAGACGCCGAGGCCGCAGAACGACUUCGAGUAGAAAGAGACAACAGGGAACUUCUAGCCAAUAAUCAAAGGCUGCAGCAGGCAUCAGAACGCUUAGAACUCGAACUCCUGCACUGGCGUUCCGCUGAAAACGGUGCGGAGCCUUCAGAUUCUGAGGGAUCAGAGGCCGAAGUGGGUGCCAACGGCGAAAAAUACAAGCGGCGCUUCGAGAGAGCGCACCGUGAGCUGCAACUGCUAAGAGCUCAGCUGCGGAGACAGCACGAGGACGACCUCGAACAGCUGGUCACCGUCAAGAAGCAGCUCGAGAAGAAGGUCCAGGAUGCGUAUGAAGAAGUGGAAGAACAGCGGGCAGUGGCUGCACAAUGGAAACGAAAACUGCAGAAGCUGACCAACGACAUGGCGGACCUCCGCUCUCUUCUCGAUGAACAGACUUGCCGCAACAAUCUCCUAGAGAAACGUCAACGUAAGUUCGACGCGGAACUACACAGCGCUCAAGAAGAGUUGAAGAGAGAACGCGCCGCCAAGGAACGCCUGUCGCGGGAGAGGGACCAGGCGCACGCCGAAAAGUAUGCGCUGGAGCAGAGCCUCUCUGAAGCUCGGCUCGAGGUCGAGCUGAAGGAGGAGCGCCUGGCGGCGGCGGCUCGCGAGCUCGAGGAGCGCGGAGGGGGGGGUGACGAGCUGGCGGCGCUGAGGCGGGCGCGCGCAGAGCUGGAGAGACGCGUGCGCGACCAGGAGGAGGAGCUGGACGAGCUCGCCGGCCAGAUACAGCUCCUGGAGAGCUCGAAGCUGCGGCUGGAGAUGCUGCUGGAGCAGCAGCGCAAGGAAGCGCGCCUGGAGGCGGCCGCGCGCGACGACGAGAUGGAGGAGACGCGCGCCAACGCCUCCAAGAAACUUAAGAUGCUGGAGAGCCAGCUGGAGAGCGAGCACGCGGAGCGCUCCCUGCUGCUGCGCGAGCGCCACGAGCUGGAGCGGCGCCUGGCCGCGCUGGAGGAGGCGGCGCGCGCCGACAGCGCCGACCAGCUGCAGCUCGUGCAGCGCCUCAAGAGAGACCUCAAACGAUACCGCGCACUGCUACGUGAUGCACAAACGAUGCUCGAACAGAAAGAAAAAGAUGGAGGCGGUAAAGCGCAGAUUAGGCAGUUAAAGAACCAGGUGGAAGAUCUCGAGCUGGCGCUCCGAGCCGCGAACAAGGCUCGUUCCACAGCCGAGGCGGAGGCGGCCGAGGCGACGGCGGCGUUGGAAGAGGCCAAUCGCGCCAAGAACGACGCGGCCGAGCGCGCGCUCGCCGCCUCCAGGGACGCCGCCGCGGCGCGAGCGCAGCUGGACGACGCCGAGGAGGAGGCGGCCGAGCUAUUAAAGAAGUACCGCGCGAGCACGAGCUCGCUGUGCGCGGCGCAGGCGGAGGCGCGCGAGGCGGAGAGUCGUGCGGAGGCGGCGGCGGAGGAGGCGCGGCAGGCGAGGGAGCGCCUCGCGGAGAUCAGUGCGCGCCUGGCGACCGCGGAGGCGGGCCACUCGCACGAGCACCACGAGGCCGAGCGCCGCCUCGAGCUGCGGAACAAGGAGCUGGAAUCAAGUCUGGAGCUAGAGGCGACACAACGCGCGCGGUUGGAGGGGCAGUUGGCGCGCUUACGAGACGCACACGAGGCACUUGCCGCGGAGCUGGCAGCGGCGCGCGCGCGGGACCACCUCGCCGCCGAGGAGGCGCGGAAACUCGCCCGUCAGCUGAGGGAGCUGAAGGAGGAGAACUCGUCGCUGAACGCGAAGCUGAGCGAGGCGUGCCGCGGCCGGAGCGCGGCGGAGGCGGCGGCGGCGGCGGCGGCGGGCGAGGCGGCGGCGGCGCGCGACGAGGCGCGCCUGGCCGCGCGCCGCGCCGCCGCCCUGCAGGAGGCCAUCGCCGGCGACCUGUCCAGCCCCGGCGACUCGCGCGACAGCGACAGUGAAAACGACAGCUACAGCUCAGACGAAUCUAUAGGAACAUUUUUAGCGAAUCAUAAGCUGAGCCCGUCGGUGCCGUCACGCAACAGCAUACAGCUGGACUCCCAAAAAUCUCACAGCCCCGAGGGCCGCCAGAGCCGCACCAGCGUCGGCUCGGGCUCGAAGCCGCUGAGCCCCACCAAGGAGUCGUUCGCAUAACAACCGGCCGCGGGCGGCUUGCUCGCCAGCGCAUUGCCGCUUCUCUGCACCGCGCUCUGCGCCAGGCAGCGCGCGCCCUCCACGCACCUCGUCAUCGAGUGAACGAGUAGUGCGUGACGAGAGACGUCACGGCACAUGACGUGCAACGCACGCCCUCCACGCACCUUGGCACAGAGUUCGUGACGAGUGACGUCAUAAUACAUAACCUGCAGCGCACGUCCUACACGCAACCCGUCACCGAGUUCGUGACGAGUGACCUCACAAUACUUGACGUGCAGCGAGCGUCCUCCACGCACCUCAUCAUUUAGGUAACACCUAAGCUGCUAGUUUGCCGAAAUUAUAUAGGCAAACAAGCGCGUCGUGGUGGGACGUGUGCCCUGUGACGUCACUUGACGAGUGUCGUGUGUGUACUAUAUUGACUAAUUAUGUGUAUAGUGUAUGUUGUGACUGACUAAUUAUGUACGAGAAUGUUUAUCAUCGGUUUUUACAGUUGAUUGUUAGUGUACCACUGACACUAGUGUCCCACUGAUCGUAAAAUCCUACUUCCCUUAAUGAAUUUUAUACCACCAUUUACGAAAAUAUUUAUCCAAUGUGCCAACUUCCAAUAAUACAAUUUAAAAUUACAAUGACGGUUAUUAAGCGACUGAUUACCUGGAUGUUACAAAAUGAAAUAGAUUCAAAUCUAAUUGUCUCAUUAAUAAGCUACAUAUACGAGUAAUAAAAUCGUUUGUAGAUGAAACUAAAUCAUAUUCGGAUUUGAUUAGAAUAUAAGAAAAUAAUAUACACUAUACUGUUAAAGAAAGUUUUGCUAAUAAAGGAUUUAUUGGCGAUAAUAUUUCUACGCAAUAUGAUAUAUUAUGAUACGUACAAUAUUUAUGAGGCUAUAACUUUACAUAAAUCAUUUAUAAUGUACCACUGGCUUAUGAUAUACUGUGAUUAUAGUAGUUUAUUUUCGCUGAAUCGCUAUUUUCUGACACAGCUUGUGUUCGCCAAGGCUAUCACAAACUAUAUUAAUGCGAAAAUGAAUAUGCAUUCCAGACUGUUAUAUCUCAUUAUACUCAGACUCGACACUUAAAGGUCUUCUUACUACACUUGCAUAUUUUAUACACGGCUUGACAUUAAUUUAUUUAUAUUAGAUUUUUAUAAGAAGUAAAAUUCGAUGCUUAGAGUAAUUGUGCUGUGGUUUCUAAGCAGCCAGUCAGUAUUUAGAUAAUAUAGACGGAAAGGUUUAAUGUUAAGUUGAUUGUUAUUUAGUUAAUUAAUAAUUGUAAAUAAGUAGAUUGCAUAUACAUUUUUUAUUAUUUAAUUUGUAAUAUUCGUGUGAUCAGACUGUUAUUAUAUGAUUUAUUUGUUACAAAUGAUUUGUUGCUUUAUAGUAGACGAACAAACAUAUCUGUUAGGUAAAUAGAUUUUUAUCCCCACAUUGACUGGUUGGUUCUAAAUGUAAUUUUUACUACCGUAGUGAAUCAGCGUGCAUAGACAAAUAUCACUUUUUUAUUGACAGUGUCAAUGACAAAAAUAAAAGAAGAGGCGUUACAAUAAAUAAUGUUGUAGCUAUAAUUUAUUAACCAAAAAAUCUUUAUGUUUUUAGUUUUGUUAUUUGAAAUUGUUGAUAAAAAGUGUUCUUAGUUAAGCCUGCUCUUAUAGUAAACCAUUUUAUUAACAUUGUAUUUACGUAUAUUACUUCUAAAUCAUUCUAUAUAUACCAUUUAGAUAUGUGUCUGUAACCGCAAGUAUAUAAUUAUCUUUAAUAAACUUAUGAGUAAUGUAUAAUAUGUCAUGAAAUGUUACUGCAUUCGAUAUUGGUUGUAAAAUGAAAUAUUUAAUAAAGUAACUUACAAUCUU
This is a messenger RNA of Melitaea cinxia (Glanville fritillary), 4491 nucleotides long. Its product is annotated as unconventional myosin-XVIIIa-like. The coding region runs from base 1 to 2646 and encodes 881 amino acids. NCBI's taxonomy places the organism in Eukaryota, Metazoa, Arthropoda, Insecta, Lepidoptera, Nymphalidae. The record is from RefSeq and is a predicted model, not a curated record. The transcript has 18 exons. Gene Ontology annotation, molecular function: protein binding.